Messenger RNA from Benincasa hispida (wax gourd), 701 nucleotides. The record is from RefSeq and is a predicted model, not a curated record. NCBI's taxonomy places the organism in Eukaryota, Viridiplantae, Streptophyta, Magnoliopsida, Cucurbitales, Cucurbitaceae.
UGGUUGAAGGUGGAGAACGCUAAGUUGGUGAAAAGCUCUAUUGUAUUUGGUGGAGACCGGUUGGAGGUUCGACAAUGGGACGUUUCGACCGGGAUAUCUACAACACUUGGAGCAAAUUCUGCAUGAAAAAGUGCUCGGGUGCGCAUUGAAUCAGAUCACCAUUGAGUGCAAGGUGAGGAGUCUAAAGAAACAAUACAACGCAUAUCAUAGAUGUUAAGUCAGUCGGGUUCGGCUGGAACAGGAGUUCAAAUGUGUUCAGGUCGAGAAGGAGAUUUUCGAUCUUUGGGUUCGGAGUCAUCCCAAUGCGAAGGGGAUGUGGAACAGUCAUUCCCACAAUAUGAUGACCUCUCCACCGUAUUUGGGAAAGACAGAGCAGUAGGGCAAUCAAGUGAGAACCCAUACGUGAUGGGGACGAAUGCAUUCAGAGAGUUUGAAGAUGAGAUUCGACUUGGAUCACAAGACUGUCACAUCCCUGAGGUUUGCCAGACAGAAUCAACCAUUAAAUCAAGAUGAAAUAGAUGAAGAGCUAGUAGAGCAAUCUACAGGUAGAACGAGUGUACCUCCGAGUCAUCUUGAGGCAGUAAGAGGAAGAGGCCAUCAUUCCAAGCUGAAAUGAUCGACAUCAUGAGAUCGACUGUUAAAAUGCAGAGCACACACAUGGGUAGACUUGCAUCGUGUGAAAAGGAGAAGUAUGAGCUGGA